UCACCUGGUCAGGGGCGGCAGUCACACACAUGCUGAACACAAAGCAGACAGACAACUUCCUUCAACAGAAUAUAAAGAUGUGUUUCAAAGAGCCUCGGACAAAAUAAACCGGACAUUUUGAAGGGAUUUACUUGAUUUCUGCUUCUGUGGGAACUCGUCACAAGAGGCAGAAUGCGGGACAGGCUGGAGAGGCUGCAGGACAUCAGUGAGGAGCAGGAGGAGUGCGAGUCAGAGUUCUAUGGACAAGAGUAUGAUGUGGACAAGGUGACUCUGUCUCAGCAGGCGGUGAUUUUCGAGAACACCUCACCUAUUGACAACCUUCUGAAGGAGGCCCACGCCAUACGCAAAGAGAUCUCCUUGCUCCAGUUAGAGGUGGAGCGUCUGCGCAUACAAAACGAGCGAUUCGCCACCUCCGUGGGGCGUCUCACUCUACUCAAGAAGGACUCUGACUCCAUCGCCAGGGGGAUCCAGCAGCGUGGUCAGGCUCUGUAUGUCCGCCUGCAGGCUCUGGGUGAGAAGAGCAGCCAGCUGGAGGAGGAAGACGGUCCCAACUCCGCCGUUAGCCGCAUCGCCCGAACACAGCACGACACGCUGGCCCGGGCCUUCCAAGCCGCCAUGAGCGACUACAGCGAGGCGGAGGAGAUGCAGAGGAGCACGUGUCGGGGGAGGAUCCAGAGGCAGGCGUCCAUAUUGGGCUCUGAGAUCACUGAUGAACAGCUGGAUGAGAUGGUGGAAAAAGGUGGCGAGGGAUGGGCGGAGCUGUCCCACAGCCUGCAGACCGACGGUGCGCGCUCGUCCAGGUGGGCCAUGUGUGAGAUCAAAGGUCGGCACAAGGAGCUGGUGGAGCUGGAGUCCAGGCUGAGGGAGAUCCAUGAACUGUUCCUGGACAUGGCCAUGCUGGUGGAGGAGCAGGGCUCCAUGAUUAAUAACAUUGAACGGAACGUGCACGGCACUGAGGAGUACAUCGAAAAAAUCAACGUUCACAUCAAGAAGGCCCUAGAGUACAAGAAGAAGAAUCCUCUUCGCUGGUGUUGUCCCUGUCUACCCUGCUGGAGACACAAUCAGACUUUUUAAGGCUGAAAUUGACUUUAUGUAAUUUUAUGGAUGAUUGAGAAAUGAAUUUUUUAAAAUUUACCUGUGUAAAAGCGAAUAAAUGUUAUGCAAAGUAUUUAAUUCAUAGUAAAUAUAAUCGUUACAAGCACCCCCAUUAGCACAAUUUGGAGUUAUCAGUUGACUUGAAGUUGAUCUAUAAUAAAAAUAAAAGUUUUGUUAUUUGA
Molecule: messenger RNA, 1277 nt
Organism: Centropristis striata (black sea bass)
Lineage: Eukaryota; Metazoa; Chordata; Actinopteri; Perciformes; Serranidae
Product: syntaxin-11-like
Exons: 2
Coding region: 172-1074 (300 amino acids)
Biological process (GO): synaptic vesicle fusion to presynaptic active zone membrane; intracellular protein transport; exocytosis
Cellular component (GO): presynaptic active zone membrane; plasma membrane; endomembrane system
Molecular function (GO): SNARE binding; SNAP receptor activity
Source: RefSeq, a predicted model, not a curated record